Molecule: messenger RNA, 2805 nt
Organism: Lacerta agilis (Sand lizard)
Lineage: Eukaryota; Metazoa; Chordata; Lepidosauria; Squamata; Lacertidae
Gene: RPS6KA2
Product: ribosomal protein S6 kinase A2
Exons: 22
Coding region: 27-2252 (741 amino acids)
Biological process (GO): protein phosphorylation; intracellular signal transduction
Molecular function (GO): magnesium ion binding; ATP binding; ribosomal protein S6 kinase activity
Source: RefSeq, a predicted model, not a curated record
UGCAGACAAGAGAAAAGUCCUCAGGGAUGCCAAUUGCCCAUUUACUGGAGCUAUGGAAAAAGAUAGAAGUGGAAGUGGAGCCUAUGGAAACGGAGCCGGCAGCAGAAGAUGCCAGCCUGGAUGAGGGCUUGGAUGAGUCUACAAAUGAGGAAGAAGGUAUUGUGAAGGAGAUAGACAUCAGUCAUCAUGUAAAAGAAGGUUUUGAAAAGGCAGACCCAUCACAGUUUGAGCUGCUGAAAGUGUUGGGGCAAGGCUCCUAUGGAAAGGUGUUUUUAGUGAGGAAAGUUAAAGGAUCUGAUGCUGGGCAGCUGUAUGCAAUGAAGGUACUUAGGAAAGCAACUCUGAAAGUCCGAGAUCGUGUCCGAUCAAAAAUGGAAAGAGACAUUUUGGCAGAAGUGAAUCAUCCUUUCAUUGUAAAACUUCAUUAUGCAUUUCAAACAGAAGGAAAGCUAUAUCUUAUACUAGAUUUCCUACGAGGUGGGGACCUUUUCACCAGACUUUCCAAAGAGGUUAUGUUUACAGAAGAAGAUGUUAAGUUCUACUUAGCUGAGCUGGCCUUGGCUUUAGAUCAUCUCCAUGGUCUUGGUAUUAUUUACAGGGAUUUGAAACCAGAAAACAUACUUCUAGAUGAAGAAGGACACAUUAAGAUUACAGAUUUUGGCCUGAGCAAGGAAGCCAUCGAUCAUGACAAGAGAGCAUAUUCAUUCUGCGGGACAAUAGAGUACAUGGCCCCAGAGGUGGUCAACCGGCGAGGCCACACUCAAAGCGCAGACUGGUGGUCCUUUGGUGUCCUAAUGUUUGAAAUGUUGACAGGGUCGUUGCCAUUCCAGGGGAAAGACAGAAAGGAGACAAUGGCUCUCAUUCUCAAAGCCAAGCUAGGAAUGCCACAGUUUUUGAGCACAGAAGCUCAGAGUUUGCUUCGAGCUCUUUUCAAGAGGAAUCCAUCCAACAGAUUAGGUGCUGGCCUUGAUGGAGUUGAAGAAAUUAAGCGGCAUCCUUUUUUUGCUACUAUAGACUGGAAUAAGUUGUACAGGAAAGAAAUCAUGCCGCCUUUUAAACCUGCUGUGGGACGGCCAGAGGACACCUUUCAUUUCGACCCUGAAUUCACUUCACGGACGCCAACAGAUUCCCCAGGCGUCCCUCCAAGUGCCAACGCUCAUAAUCUCUUCAGGGGAUUCAGCUUUGUUGCAUCCAACUUGGUGCAGGAGCCUCCACAGCAAGAAGUCCACAAAAUCACAGUUCACCCCAUUGUCCAGCAGUUACAUGGGAACAAUAUUCACUUUACAGAUGGUUAUGAAAUCAAGGAGGACAUCGGUGUUGGCUCUUACUCAGUAUGCAAGAGGUGUGUACACAAAUCCACAGAAGCAGAGUUUGCCGUGAAGAUCAUUGAUAAAAGCAAAAGGGACCCCUCUGAAGAAAUUGAGAUUCUUCUGAGAUAUGGACAGCACCCAAACAUCAUCACUCUCAAAGAUGUCUAUGAUGAUGGGAAAUAUGUAUACCUUGUGAUGGAGCUGAUGCGAGGAGGGGAACUCUUAGAUCGAAUACUUCUGCAGAAGUGCUUCUCAGAACGAGAGGCCAGUGCUGUCCUUUGUACCAUUACCAAGACAGUCAACUAUUUGCAUUCCCAGGGAGUUGUUCACCGAGAUCUGAAACCUAGUAAUAUUCUUUACAUGGAUGAGUCAGGUAACCCCGACUCCAUCAGGAUCUGCGAUUUUGGAUUUGCCAAACAACUGAGAGCUGAGAAUGGCUUGUUAAUGACACCGUGUUAUACAGCCAAUUUUGUAGCACCUGAGGUCCUGAAACGGCAAGGCUAUGAUGCAGCCUGUGAUAUCUGGAGCUUAGGGAUUCUGUUGUACACCAUGUUAGCAGGAUUCACUCCUUUUGCAAAUGGGCCAGAUGAUACCCCAGAGGAGAUUCUGGCCAGAAUUGGCAGUGGAAAGUAUGCACUUACAGGAGGAAACUGGGAUUCAAUAUCUGAUGCUGCUAAGGAUAUUGUGUCAAAGAUGCUUCACGUAGACCCCCAUCAGCGCUUGACAGCAGCCCUGGUUCUAAGGCACCCGUGGAUAGUAAACGGGGAAUAUCUAUCCCAGAAUCAGCUCAGCCGACAGGAUGUUCACCUGGUAAAGGGAGCAAUGGCAGCCACCUACUUUGCUUUAAACCGAACACCUCAGGCACCAAGGCUGGAACCUGUAUUGUCCUCCAACCUGGCCCAGCGGAGGGGGAUGAAAAGACUGACCUCAACGAGGUUGUAGUGGUCCCAAAGAAUGCCUGGUUUAAAAAGGGAAAACAUGCACCACAUGUUGCUCAGAGAGGCUGAUCCAUAUUGCUAAUUUUGCAGGACUUUGGACUAUUGGCACAUAAAUUGCUAAAAUUAGCAGAACUCCAGCAUAAGGCAAAGAUAUCCUUUGCUUUCCAGUUCCUUUUGUUGCUUUUGUUUUUUUAAGUUAAUGCCAAGAUCCUGAGUUAGCAGGUACUCAAAGAUGUCAUGUGCCAAUUUUUCAACUGCUGAACUGCUUCUUAUUUAAGUGUAUACUGCUAAGAUCCUAUUCUCAUUUUCUCCCAAUGUUAUUUUUGGGAUCUUUUAGAUGCUCUGUAAGACCACUUUUUGUAAGCAUUUUUCAGUAGAGAAACAAGUCGCUUUGGUUUUAGAGGUCAAUUCUACCAGCAUUUGUGUCAUGGUCAAUUGUCACAGCUAGCAAUUGAUACUGCUACCCAUUAUCAGCUGCAGCAGAGUUCAUCUCCAAAGAGCUGAAUGUGAAAGGAAGAGGCAUGUGAUACUGUGAAACCAAUGGCCUACUAAGAAUG